ACAUAUAUAUAAAUGCAUUUUUUUUAGGAAAUAUGCCGAGAGCUAAACAUGUAGUUAAUGCCGAUUAUGUCGGUAAUGAUCAAGAGGACAUUCCUAUCGCUCAGCUUAGGAAGGAGUGGCGCAAAAAGAGGGUUAGAACCCUUUCGCCUCAACCAAUGGAAGCAGAAGUUCAGGAUGAGGUGGAGUUUGAGGGAGACUAUGGUCUGGAUGUUGGUAAGAAUCAGGAGCAGGAAUCCCAUGAUAGGGUGUCUUAUACUGAUAGUGCUUUGGAUAAGAUUGGACAAGCCAUGCAGACCCUGGCUGACCUUUUAACUGAGAGAGAGAAGGAGAAGGAUAAGAAUGCAUCUUCAACUUCCCAUACUGUGCAUGGGGUGAAAGUGCCAUUGUCAGAGUUCCUUAAGCUGGCACCUCCUACAUUUAAGGGUGUUGAUAACUCUGAGGAACCACAACAGUUUUUAGAUGCAGUAUGGCGUAGGUGUGAGGCCAUGGGUUGCACGGAUCAUCGUGCAGUGACUUUAGCAUCUUUCAGGCUAGAAGGAGAGGUGGCUGUGAACUGGUAUGAGUCCAAGAGGGGUGAAAGGGCAGUUAGUUCGCCACCGAUGGAGUGGAAGGAAUUUUCUGAGAUGUUUUUGGAACGUUUUCUACCUGAAAGUGUGAGGGAAGCCAGAUCAUAUGAGUUUGAAAAGUUGGUUCAGGGUGACUUGAGUGUGACAGAGUAUGAAGUGGAAUUCACACGGUUGUCCAGAUUUGCUGGGUAUUUGGUACCGACUGAGGAGAGGAAGAUUAAGAGGUUUGUUCGAGGUCUUAAUAGCUACUUAUUCAAAGCUAUUGGGGCUCAUGAGUUUAAGACGUACUCGGCCAUAGUGGAUCGUGCCCGAGCUAUUGAGGCACGAGAGUUAGAGGAUGAAUUAUCAGUGGGUUCGGUUAAGAGGCCCAAAGUGGCAAAUCAGUUCUCUUUUCAGCAGCGGUCUGAUACAGGUCCUAGCAGGGGACAUGGGGGCCGGCAGGGCCAAUUAAAUCAGUCAAGGAAUUUCUUGUCGAGGUCUAUUCUCAGGGGAAACAAUAGACAUAGUAUGAGUGGAGCUGGUCCGACUCAGAGCCGAGGUACUGUUCAGUUAACACCACAAGGUUCAGAUGGGAGGCCUCAAUGUCCGUCUUGUGGGUCUAGGCAUUAUGGCACAGUCUGUUAUAGGCAGACAGGAGCUUGUUUCGGUUGCGGGCAGACUGAUCACUUAUUGAGGGAUUGUCCGAACAAGUGGUGGUCCAAACCUGGUGCUUCACCGAUUACAUCUCCUACUCAGACUCAAUCAGCUAGCCAUUCUGUGUUUCAGGGUGGUCGUGGAGCUGGUGGGCGCGGCCAGCGGGGCCGUGGAGUAGGCGGUAGAGGUUUUGCGCCAGCAAGUCAGGGACAGGCACGAGUUUUUGCCAUUACUCAGCAAGAUGCCCAGACAUCCAAUAUUGUUGUCUCAGAGUCCUUUGUGUGUAGCUAUCCCUUCGGAUGA
This is a messenger RNA of Populus trichocarpa (black cottonwood), 1502 nucleotides long. RefSeq lists its product as uncharacterized. Bases 33 to 1502 code for a protein of 489 amino acids. NCBI's taxonomy places the organism in Eukaryota, Viridiplantae, Streptophyta, Magnoliopsida, Malpighiales, Salicaceae. The record is from RefSeq and is a predicted model, not a curated record. The transcript is spliced from 2 exons. Gene Ontology annotation, molecular function: nucleic acid binding; zinc ion binding.